This is a messenger RNA of Linum trigynum, 348 nucleotides long. NCBI's taxonomy places the organism in Eukaryota, Viridiplantae, Streptophyta, Magnoliopsida, Malpighiales, Linaceae. The record is from the annotation of a GenBank genome assembly.
AUGGCUUGCCCUGCUCUCAUAUCCCCAAUUCGUCCGCUCUCAUAUCUGUCCUGGUCCGCGAUCUAUUACCAUCAUCAUCCUCUGCCUUCCGUCCCUUACAAGGUGCGCAACUAUAGGUCGGAGUUCCGCAUGGACAUCGCCGGGUGCUGCGACGACAUAUUUUGCAUCUUUGACAUGAACCAUAUCGGCAUCGGCAACAUCAUUUUGUGGAAUCCGGUGAUGUCAGAAAUCAAGUACUUGUCUCUUUCCCCAUGUCCCCAUCAUCUAAGCCUCGAGGCGUAUGACAGAGUAGAUGGACAGAGGAUUGAGUUUCACCUGGUAUGGCUUAACACAGUAGAGGAAUCCUAA